AUGUUGUCUAGAGCCCUCCUGCGCGCGGCGCAAUCCCCGGCCACCCGUGGGCUGAUGGCCUCGAGGGUCGCCGUGCCCGUCUCCAUGGUCCAGCUGCGUGGCAUGGCCAAGAACCGAAACAGACAGCCCGACCAGCGACAACAGCCGGCCGCCUCGCAGCCCCAGCCCCAGUCCCAGUCCCAGUCUCAACCGCAGUCUUCCGAGCCCGCCGCCUCGAGUUCCGAACCCGCAGACCCCGUCUCCAAGGCCGAGGCUGCUCAGACCCCCGAGACCCCCGACGGCACACAAAAGCCUUUCAACCUGCCCGACUUGACCCAGGGCAUCCCCUCGACCCUCGAGUACGAGCAGGCCGGCGCCACCAACAAGAGUGCCCUGUCCGAGCUCGAGCAAGAGCCCGAGGCCGGCGGUGGCAAGCACAAGGGCGAGCUGCCCGCCUCUGCCUACGUCUCCUCCACCGAGAAGCGCCGGAACCGAUGGGCCAACCGCAUGUACCUGUCCGCCCUGGUCUUGGGCAUUGGCAGCGUUGCCUGGCUGGGCCGUGACUGGGACGAGGACGAGGCUGCCGUGCACAAGGAUAUCCCCAACGGCUGGACUCCCGGCUUGUGGUGGACGCGUGCGCGCGCCAGACUCAACGACAGCCUGAGCUACUACCACGAGCCAGCCUUUGAGAAGCUGCUGCCCGAUCCCGACCCCAUGUUCGAGCGCCCCUACACGCUCUGCAUCAGCUUGGAGGACAUGCUCGUGCACAGCGAAUGGACGAGAGAACACGGCUGGAGGCUUGCAAAGCGACCGGGCGCCGACUACUUCCUCCACUACCUCAGCCAGUACUAUGAGCUGGUGCUCUUCACCACCGUGCCCUUCGCCAUGGGCGAGCCCCUGGUUCGGAAGCUCGACCCCUUCCGGUUCAUCGUCUGGCCGCUGUUCCGCGAGGCCACCAAGUACGAAGAUGGCCAGAUUGUGAAAGACCUCUCCUACCUCAACCGUGAUCUGUCCAAGGUCAUCAUGGUUGACACGAGCGCCGAGCACCUGCGCCACCAACCCGAGAACGCCAUCAUCCUCCCCAAGUGGACUGGCGACCCCAAGGACACGAACCUUGUCUCGCUGAUUCCCUUCCUCGAGUACGUCCACACUAUGCAGUACAAGGACGUCCGCGAGGUCUUGAAGUCCUUUGAUGGCAAGGACAUCCCCACCGAGUUCGCACGCCGUGAGGCCAUUGCCCGGGCCGAGUUCAACAAGCAGUACAGCGCCCAGAAGCGGAAACACGCCUCCGGAAUCGGCGGCCUGGCCGGCAUGUUGGGCCUCAAGCCAUCCAACAUGAGCAUGAUGGUCGCUCCCGAAGGCGAGCAGAGCCCCAGCGAAGCGUUCGCCCAGGGCAAGAUGCUUCAGGACAUCGCCAGAGAACGCGGCCAGCGCAAUUACGAAAUGAUGGAGGAGGAGAUCCGCAAGAACGGCGAGAAGUGGCUGAAGGAGGAGCAGGCUGCCCAGGAGCAGAUGCAGGCGGAGGCCAUGGCGGGCAUGAAGACCUCGUUGACCGGCUGGUUUAAGAAGGACUAG
Molecule: messenger RNA, 1554 nt
Organism: Neoarthrinium moseri
Lineage: Eukaryota; Fungi; Ascomycota; Sordariomycetes; Amphisphaeriales; Apiosporaceae
Exons: 1
Coding region: 1-1554 (517 amino acids)
Molecular function (GO): phosphoprotein phosphatase activity
Source: RefSeq, a predicted model, not a curated record